AUGCUCUCAAAUAUCUCAGUGCUUCUGGGAGAGUGGAGCCUGGAGAAGCAGCCUUCACCAAGGAAGAACCUUCAUCAAGAGAGCAAAGCCACCUUCUUCCUCACAAGAAGGCAAAUCCAAGCCAUUGCCAGACUGUUAAUGUGCAUGAGUAUUUUGAUGACUUACUGCAGCAGUCUGAGAAUUUCCAGCUGAUGCAAUCAAGAAUAUUUACACAAUUUCAGGCCAGUGACACAGAGGGAAUGUGCUGUGGAGGGGGCUGCUAUAUUGCAAAAUAUGCAUAUGGAGAAAGGGAGCAAGUCAGCAAAAGGGUGGGGACAUCAACAGGAGCAAGUUCUGCUGGCGAGUUCCUUCUGUGCAAUAAGUUUUGCUCUGAGAAGGCUGCUGAGCAUAUGGUGGAACAUGGGAUCAGAUGACUAAUCCUGAACUUUCCCAUAUCAAACUAGAAAUUUCAUUUUGUUUUGCACAAAAAUACAUUUUCUAGUGCACGUGGAGGAGGAGACAUUUGGAGAAAAGAGCAGCAUAGGCAGAGCUGUGCCUUGGGGACUGAGCAGCCGUGCUGACCAUGAGCGAGCAGAGCCACAUCAACAGCCUGUUCCUCAACGAGGACGCAGACAAGCGGCUCAAUGCCGAGAGCCGGGUGCAGCGCUUCUGGCAGGCAGUGCAGAAGCGGGCAGCGCGGGCCAAGAAGCGAAUGCACAGUAUCACUGCCGACAGUGCUAAAAGCUUCUUCAGAAGAAAUGCCUUUGUCCUCUUCACCAUUGCUGCAGUCUUACUAGGGAUCAUCCUGGCAUUUUCCCUCCGGCCCUACCAGCUGACCUAUCGCCAGAUCAAGUAUUUCUCCUUCCCCGGCGAGCUGCUGAUGCGUAUGCUCCAGAUGUUGGUUCUUCCUCUCAUUGUCUCUAGCUUGAUUACAGGAAUGGCCUCGCUGGAUGGCAGAGCCUCAGGGAAGAUGGGGAUGCGGGCUGUCGUCUACUACAUGGUGACCACGAUCAUAGCAGUUUUCAUUGGCAUCCUCAUGGUGAUCAUCAUCCACCCAGGAAAAGGAUCUAAGGAAAAGCUUCACCGAGAAGGCAGAAUUGAGCAGGUGCAGACCACAGAUGCCUUCAUGGACUUGGUGAGGAAUAUGUUCCCACCCAACCUGGUAGAAGCCUGCUUCAAACAGUACAAGACGCAGUACAGCACCAGGGUCUUCACCAGAACCAUCCUCCACAGCAGCAAUGUCACAGCAGGUGUGACAACCACUCAGAUCCCUGUGCCUGAGAACUUCACUGGCAUCCUGGAGAACUUCACUCAUGCCCUGGGGACCAUCUCCGAGGUGCUGACAUUUGAAGAAGUCAUUCCCAUCCCAGGCUCAGCCAAUGGGGUGAACGCGCUGGGGCUGGUAGUGUUCUCCAUGUGCUUCGGUUUGGUGAUCGGCAGCAUGAAGCAGAAGGGACGGGCCCUGCGGGAGUUCUUUAACUGCCUCAACGAAGCCAUCAUGAGGCUGGUGGCCAUUAUCAUCUGGUAUGCCCCAGUUGGAAUCAUGUUUUUAAUUGCUGGCAAGAUCCUGGAGAUGGAUGACCUAGCAGUGAUGGGAGGCCAGCUGGGGAUGUACACGCUCACCGUCAUCGUUGGACUCCUCAUUCAUGCCCUCUGCAUCCUGCCACUGCUCUACUUCAUCGUCACUCACAGAAACCCCUGGGUAUUCAUUGCAGGGCUUCUGCAGGCCCUCAUCACAGCCCUGGGCACCUCCUCAAGCUCAGCAACUCUGCCCAUCACCUUCAGGUGCCUGGAAGAAAACAAUGGUGUGGACAGGCGCAUCACGAGGUUUGUUCUGCCUGUGGGAGCUACAAUUAACAUGGAUGGCACUGCUCUGUACGAGGCCCUUGCAGCCAUCUUCAUUGCGCAAGUCAACAACUAUGAACUUGACUUCGGGCAGAUCAUCACAAUAAGCAUCACUGCCACGGCAGCCAGCAUUGGAGCUGCAGGUAUUCCCCAGGCAGGACUGGUGACUAUGGUUAUAGUGUUGACAUCAGUAGGGCUGCCAACUGAAGACAUUACACUGAUCAUCGCUGUGGACUGGUUUCUGGACCGCCUUAGAACAACCACCAACGUCCUGGGGGAUUCUCUGGGGGCUGGCAUUGUGGAGCAUCUCUCCCGGCAUGAGCUAGAUGCACAGGACUGCGAACUUGACUAAACAGACCCAGUAUACCCUCACAGACUAUUUGUCCAACUUUUCAAGAAAGCACUGAAUUCUAAUCCUGAAGAGACUUCCUUUAUAUCAAGGGCAAACUGACAGAUGAAUUGGAAGAAAAGAUUGUUGGAUUGAACUCUAGCUCAAAUGGGAAUUAAUCCUGGGAAGUCCUAUGGCUUGUGUUAUACAGAGAGUCAAACAAGAUGAUAAUAAGGGUCCCUUCUGGCUUUAUAAUAUAUGCACGUGCUUUCUGGUUUAGAAAUAUUGCAAAGGGUCCUUCCAGCCCAAUCAUUUUGAAAAGCUACCUGGAAGGAUCCUAAUGAUACUUUAAUAAAACUCAGCAGGAGCCUAACCUGUUUUCAGUUGCUGUUAGCAGACAUGUAAACAUAUGACAAAAGGGGCUCUCCAUAACACAUUGCAUCAACGUGAUCUCAGAUCGCCCCACAAAGUAGUACACUGCAAGCCUUGCCAUUUGUGAUUUCCUGCUUUCAACACAAGAUUAAUGGAGCACAAACAAGUAGAGGCCUCAUCUUCAAAUACUGAAAACCAGUCUCCCAUGGGGAAUUUCAUAAUUCAGCUGAUAGUUUUUAGCUCUGGUGUUUACCCAUGUUGUUAAUCAGUUUAUGAUUGGUAUUAUCUAUCUGUUUACAGUACCUGAACAGUAAAGUAUUGUCAGGAAUUUGCAUAUAUAUACACAUACACACACACCCCCCCAUAUAUGAAGGGGGCACAUGUGCACAGACAUACAUAUACACAGAGUUAAUUUUUUUUGUUGCUAAUCCAAGAAGGAAAGGCAAUACUAAACUCUCACUCUGUAAAGCUGCACACAAUUUUGGUGCCCACAUCGACUUAUCUAACUAAUCCCAUCCUCGAAACAACACAGGCUAUUUUACUUCCUUCAGUAAUGAAUCUUCCAAAGCAAGGUUUACCAGGAAGGAGCUCAAUCCAUGCCAAUUUUGAGUUGUACCUGCCGGUGAUGUAACAAGAACUUCUCAAUGUACAGAGAAAAUUCUCCACUUUGACUUCCCUGCGUAUAUCCCAAGGACCCACGUCCCCACUACAUCUGACUUGGCAAGGAGGCAGGCUUUAAGAGCUAAGCCAAGAAUACAGAAGUGUUUGUACUCCUUCCAAACCCAAUGCUGACCUUGUACUAACUCAGCCUUCAAAAGUAGCUAACUGAAAGUAUUUAUCAACUGUCUUUUUAAAUCAUCCGAUACUUGAGUGUGGAGUAAGUGAAUGUGGCCUCCCGUGAUCUCAUCGCCCUUAUUGGACGCAAGCCGUGGGAUAGAAAAACAACCCACAAAAACACAGAACUGAGGCCUUGAUACGCGGGACAGAAGGUCAGGAGCACAGCUGGAGCACCGAAGCAGGAGAGCGCGCUUAUCUAUGUUUAUACCAUACGUGGAGCUAGUGUGAUAGAACACGUUCAGAGGCAGCGAGAAUGGAAAAAGACUAGCUCAGGAGGCAGACUAUAUUAAGGCUGCUCUUUUGUGAAUAAACAGCUUUUGGCUUUGCUUGUGCAUGAAUACGGAGUCUGUGUCAUGAAUCGCCACACUUGAGAGUUUAUGCAGUCUUUUCUUCACUGCAGUCCUGCUGCUUCUACUUGCAGAAACUUUCUGAGUUUCUCCUAUUUGCAGAGAGAGUUAUUCCUAACGAUUAUAUAGGCAAUAUUUGGGAUGAAACAAAGAGCUAUCUCAAUGCAUACAUACACGAGGAGCUCUUGGAUUAGAGCACUUCUCUUCAAAAUUAAUUUUAAGAGAGAAAAUCCAUGAAGAAUAUGGAUUUUCAGAUGAUAGGCCAUGUUCACAUUACAUAUGUGAUACAUGCACGUUGAUUCAGGAGUCAGAUCUGCCCUGAAAUUGUAUGUCCUUCUCUUGCUCUGCCCAAGGAAGAAAGAGAUAACUGGAGAUCCGUCCUGUACAGUGUGUUCAUAGCAUUCUGGCAGUUUGACUAUGUUGAUUCCCGAGGGCUUUUUCUUCAUGCUGUGAGUUUCAGUGUUAAUAAAGAUAGUUUGCAUAUUUGAAGAAUAAAGGGAAUUUUUUUCCACAAUGCUUUUCCAUUUUUUUUUUCUAUUA
Molecule: messenger RNA, 4248 nt
Organism: Phalacrocorax carbo (great cormorant)
Lineage: Eukaryota; Metazoa; Chordata; Aves; Suliformes; Phalacrocoracidae
Source: RefSeq, a predicted model, not a curated record